AUGGGGGCGAGGGGCGCGCGAGUGGCCCUGUGCGGUGUCGCGCUGCUCUGGGCACUGGGCCUGGGCCAGCGCCCCCUCGGCGAUCUGAGAUGCAGCCCUGGCCAAGUUCUGCAUGGGACGGGGACACAGGCACGCUGCUGCCGCUGCGCCCCAGAUGAGGGGACCUGUCCUGAGCCAGACUGUCAGUGUAUCCAACCCGAGUUCCACUGUGGAGACCCACAGUGUAAGAGCUGCCAGUACCACUCCUGUCCUCCUGGCCAGGGAGUGCAACCUGAAGGCAACUUCAAAUUCGGCUUUGAGUGUGUUGACUGUGCCGUGGGGACCUUCUCUGGGGGCCAUGAGGGCCGCUGCAAACCUUGGGCAGACUGCGUCCAGCUUGGAUUUCCCACCCUGUUCCCCGGGAACAAGACGCACAAUGCUGUGUGCAGCCUGGGGCUGCCGCCCACUGAACCACCCAGCCUGCUGACCAUCAUCAUCCUUGCCCUGGCUGCCUGCAUCCUGGCCCUGAUCGUGACCCAGCUGAGCCUGCACAUCUGUCAGCUGAGGAGGCAAAGAGUGUGGCCCCCAGGUCAGUUGUGCCUUGGGCAGGGGGGGGUCCCCUGCCUGCCUGCUGAUCGCAGCCCCUCUGCAGAGACCCAGCUCCUGGAGGCCCCGCCACCCCUGCCCGAGGACACCUGCAGUUGCCAGUUCCCUGAGGAGGAGCGGGGCGAGCGGCUGUCAGAAAACAAGGGCCACCAGGAGGACCUGUGGGUGUGA
This is a messenger RNA of Rangifer tarandus platyrhynchus (Svalbard reindeer), 756 nucleotides long. The record is from the annotation of a GenBank genome assembly. NCBI's taxonomy places the organism in Eukaryota, Metazoa, Chordata, Mammalia, Artiodactyla, Cervidae.